Lonchura striata (white-rumped munia) is the source of this 3605-nucleotide messenger RNA. Lineage: Eukaryota; Metazoa; Chordata; Aves; Passeriformes; Estrildidae. The record is from RefSeq and is a predicted model, not a curated record.
GCGGCCGCCCUCCAGCGCUGUGUGGGGGUGGGCUCGGCCUCGGCCUCCUCCGCCUCCUCCUGCUGCCGGCGGCCGAUCUUCUGAUGCAGAAGACCCUCUGGAAGCUGUAAAGAAGAUCACCGAGGAAAUGAGGAAACUCACAUCCACCAACUGGAUCUCCGACACAGAUAUUUUUGAGGAUCCUGAUGAUUUCGGCUUUUCUGGCCUCAGUUUUGGAGCCAUUACUGCCAUUGGAGUUACUGUUUUUGCAGUAAUUGUCAUUACUAUUAUUCUGUGCCUCACCUGUUCCUGUUGCUGUCUGUACAAAGCAUGUCGAAGACCACGGCCUGUGGUGACCACCACUGCCACCACGACAGUGGUUCACUCUGCCUAUCCCCAGCAACCAGCAGUGCCACCCAGCUACCCAGCAGGUCCAUACCAAGGCUACCAGCCCGUGGCUGUGCAGCCCCAGCCGGGGAUGCCAGCGGCUCCGUACCCUGCUCAGUACCCUCCCCCUUACCCCAUGCAGCCAGCAGGACCCCCAGCUUACCAUGAAACUGUGGCAGCUGGUGCUGGAGCCCCUUACCCCACCCAGCCCCCUUACAACCCUGCUUACGUGGAUCCUCAGAAGCCCACCUAUUGAAAAGCUCUUCUGCUGUGCUUCUGCAUACAAAAUAUAAUUUUGUUCUGUUUACACUAUGUACCUAUACUAUAUUUUUCUGGAAGACAACCAUCUUUUGUUUAAGUAGAGUGAAAAUCAAUUCAGUAUCUUCUUUUUUUUAAUGCUCCAAGGAAGGAGUAUUUUUCUUGCAGAAGUUAAUUUAUACCUCAAGCAAAUAAAAAAAGAGAUUUUGCUCUAGAUACAAUGAGAGAAGCGGGAAGAAAGUAUUUCAGAAAUACAGAACCACAAUGCCAUUUUCUGUACAAUAAUUUUGAGAGGAAUGGUCUAAUACGAAUGUUGUCAAAUACCCAAAGCUGUAGCAAUCUUUUGCACAGUAUUAAAAUGUAAAAACUUAACCUCUAAGAAACUACCUGAUACAUGUUAUGAAAGUUCUGCCUGUUUUGAAGCUACUAUUGUUAGGUAAGCUACCAUUUAAUACAUUUCAUUUAUCAUUCAAAAGGGAAUUCUCCUGUUUUGCAACAUAUUUACCUUUGGUAAGGGGUAGUAAACCAUGUUUAAUUAGUUCUAAAUAGCAUGAGUUUGUUAUUUCCUUGUUUUCUAUCCCAAUUUUAAGGUUUAUAAACUGUGCCUCCAUAAGGUGUUAUAGCUAGAAAUCAACAGACUCGCUGCCACUUAAAGGACCAAAUAGAUCAAAAGCUGAAACCCUGAAAAUUAUUCAUAAAAAUUAUUGGAUGAGUAUUUCUUGUUCAGGUAGUAUUGGACAAGCUUACUUCAGCCAUCUGUUGUUGAUGAGUUUGGAAUUAAAAUCAGCCUCUUAAUCACAUGUUAAGCAGAGGUACCUUGGCAGCAUUCAUUCCUGCCUCAUCACAGAGAAGGAAUUCUUUUACAAGAGGGAUGGGAUGUCAGCAGAAAAUUGAGGUUUUCAAAUGCUCAGGGUUUUUCCACUGUCUCUAGUGGGAGCUAUAGGUGGCAGGAACCUAAGAAUUACAGACCUUUAGAAAUCCAGUCUGCACUGGAGUAACAAUGUGCAGGGUGAGGGGCCACAGUGGGCAUUAAACCUCCCUUUUGUCUUCAACAUUCCCAUAAAGCUGAGCAGAAAAUGAGAAAUCAGGCAAAGAAAGGAUUUGGUCACAGCCAGGUAAUAUAUUUUUAAGAAGGUAAUGCUUUCAGUCAUGAAACAUCUUGAGACAUCCUCAUGACUGUUAAUGCUGCUGGGGCUUUAGGCUUUAUGAAUCUUUCAUUGCUCAAACAAAUAAGGUGGGGGGUUUCUCACUGUCCUCAACAAUUCUGUCUUUUCCAACAUUGAAAUGCAAUUUGUUGUUAAUCCUCAUAGAACUAUGUAGUUAUUUGCAUGUAUCACUGUGACAUAAUUGGUGAAAGCAUUUUAACAUAUCUUUUAUACUGAUUAUAUUUUUUAGAGAGGCCAUUGAGCCAUUUGUCCUGUGAUUCUACAUUUGGGGUAUAUUAUCAUUUGGUGCAUUGUUUUACCUCACAGAGUAGAUGGAAAUUGCUGCUCUCAAAGGCAGCCUUGUUCCUUUUCCUCAUUUUUUGAGUCUAUUUCUUAACUAUUCCAAUUCUUUUCUUAAGAAAGUUUUCAGGGCAUUUCAGAAGAACAUUGCUGAAAGUUUUUACACUGGGGUUCAUGACAGCCUGUGCCCCUCUGUUAACACAUUUCUGAGUGUUGAAGUUAGUAGCAUGAUAUGGUGCCAAGAGGCACUUACAGGGCAUGUAUCCAUGUAUCCUGUGUCUGUGUGUUCCUCCUCUUUCCUGCCUUGUCAGCUGAGGAAUUGGGCAAAGCUUCAUUAAACUGUCAGAUGUUACAUGGGAUGAAACAAAAAAAAAGGAUGGUGUCUCCUGUAUGGAGGAGGAAGUAUUGCCUUAGAAAUCUGGAAUGUUUCUGUGGGAGAGCACUGAGUAACUGCAGAAAUAAAUCCUGUUCUACAGAUCCUACCCCUGGUGUUUAUUCAUGGAGAAAGAGGGCAGAGAUUGUUCCAGCAGCUUCGUUAGCCUGUGUAGAGCCAGGCCAGGGAAAGCACAGGUACAGCAUCCAGUGUGGGGCUUCCUGAGGUUAUUACUGUGUCCUGCUCUUCCUGUCCCCCACCUGGUGUGAGUGACAAAGGGAGCAGCUCAUGGCAGUCACAGUGUCAUGUUUGGGUUGUGAGAGAAAUCUGCAGUUUCAUGGCAGGAUGGCUCAGUCAUUAUCCUUGAGGAGAUGGGAGGAAAGUAAAAUGGCAGCAAUAACAGACUUUCCCAAAUACAAGGUUUUGGGGUGGAGGCUGUACAGAACAAACAGAUAGUCCUGCAUUGCCACUGCUCUGUGCGUGGUGGUGGGAGAUGAGGGGUAGGGUUAAGGAGCCUGAAAAUUGACACCUUUCCAUCAGUGGGUAUGUAUGAAUGAUGACUAUAUACAAGUGAAGAGAUGAGUCAUUAAUGUACAAGGAAUUGCCUUAGCAGUACUAAUUCAGUUACCAAACUUACUGAAAGAAAAUGGUCCAGCUCACAAUUAAUCAGAUUGUGAUUAACUUCUUACUGUUAGUGCAUUAAUCAUCAUUAACAAUGAGGUGUAGGACCAAAUUUUAUUUGGCUCUUGCCUGGCAGCCUUGUUGAAGCUUGUUUUCAAAUACUGAUGAGAAUGGGAUGGUUACAGAAAAGAUGGGGAUGAUCCAUAAGUUUUCAGUUUAAGCACUGCUGAUGUGUCAGUCCCAGUAGCUGUUGCCUUCAUGUCCCAUUGUUCUCCACAGUGCUCUAGGGAGUGGGGAGGGAGCUGAGAAUUUAAAUGGUGAUAUAUCUCAUUCUUUUUUUUUAAUUCUGUAAGUGCCUUUGUUUCAGAAAUGUUUUGUGAAAUUAAAGACAGUAGAAUAUUGAAUUUACUAGAUAACCAUUGUUGCUUUUGUUACAUACUGUAACCUCGCUUUCUAUGUUGUUUGUAGGUUAAACAUAAGUAUUCAAACCAAAUGGCAUAAACUCUAUGCACCUUUGUAAUAAAUUCAGUGUUUGAAGUACA